GCGUUCCGCGCGCGGCGCGCAACCUCCCGCGUCUUGGACUCGAUCGCUCGGACUUAGCUUUCGUCUGUACGGUGUUGCUGGCAGCAUAAGGGCUCCUUGCCAUGGCGCGUCCGCGUGUAGCAGACGACGAACUUCUCCAGAUUAAUGGGAGAAGUGCGCGGAUUUACCUAUACACGGCAGGCUUUGGAGCCCUGACCAAGGGACAGGUGGAUGCAUUAGAAGACAAGAUUACGGAUUAUGGCGGGAUAUUGGUAGAAACAGAAAAGGAAGCUGACAUUAUCAUCGUCCAAUAUGUCGGGCUCGAACUCCUUCGAAGAAAGUACUGGGACUCGCGCACUGUUUGGGUUGAGGAGCCAGCGUUCAUUGAGAUAUGCAUCAAGUCGGGGAAGUGUGAAGACAACCUGCAAAAGCCCGUGCGCAGGGGUAUGGGUGGACAGCCCACGGGAAGGACGCGUGUACCGUUCACUGCCGAAGAUGACCGGCACCUAGCUGAAUACUUGGCCUCAGUUACGCCAAAUGCAGAUGAGGGUGGCCGUGGGGGCAUAGAGAUUUACAAGCGACUCGUGGCCUCGCGUUCCGUUCACCAAUUUGAUCACAGACAAUGGGCUGAUCGUCACACAAUGUGGUCCUGGCGGGAACGCUACAACAAGCGCAAGCAGAUCUUUGAUCCCAUCAUCGAGCAGCUGGUCGCGGAGAACCCGCCCCGACAGGAUGAGAAGGGUUUGUAUGAGCGCAGUCGACUACGCCAGGGACGCCGCUUCGGGCCAAACAGAGAAGGCGAGCUCGAGGAAGAAGGUGACGGCAACGCCGCACAAGAGCAGGCUGAGGAUGGAGCGGGAAAUCAGCAAGCCGAAGGACCAGCACCCCGUCAGCGACAGUCCGAGCCCGUUGACUCCCCGCGGCGGGACAACGAGGACAUGGACACGCCUCCGCACAAGAGAGCAAGACACAUGGGUGCGCAUCAGCGACGUGCAUCUUCUGUCGCGCAUGCGCGUGGUAGGCAGCAGUCUCGUUCGCCCUCCUACGUUGCUCCAGAGGGGGCCAUACCCUUCGAGGUAUCUAGCGCAGAGGAAGACGACGACAUGGAGUACGCCGAUCAGACUCUGUAUACGUCCGAACACGACGUAAACCGCCCGUCCGACAGUCACAGCGGUCGGCCAGGGCCUGAGGAUGCAGGGCCCUCCGGCACACAGCAAUCCCCACGGCCUUCCUCCGCAAGCCGGGAACAGACCUCUUCACCCGCGAACAGUGGGACCCACGCAGCGCAAGCAGCUGGGAUCCUCGAGCUGCGAACUCGGCAAGUAUCGCGUCCCAUUCAGAAGACGGCUCGGCGAUGAGGCUAUGUAUCGGCAUUCUGAUAACACAGUUCUGGGAGUCUAUGUACGUACUAGUACUUACAUGCAUAUUGUUUAAUGUCACUACGCUGCAGCGCUAUAAUUAUUCGCAGCGACGGCGCAGAGCACUGGUGAACAUGCAUGGCAUUUGCUCAUGUGCGUGAGGACUUGCAACUGAGUUCAGUUGGUCAGAGUCCGGACGUUAC
Messenger RNA from Rhodofomes roseus, 1540 nucleotides. RefSeq lists its product as uncharacterized. The transcript is spliced from 6 exons. The record is from RefSeq and is a predicted model, not a curated record. Lineage: Eukaryota; Fungi; Basidiomycota; Agaricomycetes; Polyporales; Fomitopsidaceae. Bases 102 to 1337 code for a protein of 411 amino acids.